Molecule: messenger RNA, 1269 nt
Organism: Dipodomys ordii (Ord's kangaroo rat)
Lineage: Eukaryota; Metazoa; Chordata; Mammalia; Rodentia; Heteromyidae
Gene: Serpina11
Product: serpin peptidase inhibitor, clade A (alpha-1 antiproteinase, antitrypsin), member 11
Exons: 4
Coding region: 1-1269 (422 amino acids)
Biological process (GO): negative regulation of endopeptidase activity
Molecular function (GO): serine-type endopeptidase inhibitor activity
Source: RefSeq, a predicted model, not a curated record
AUGAGUCCAACAUGGCUGUGGCUGCUGGGAGCUGGGACCCUGGCCUCUGUCCAUUGUCAGCCUUUUCCUGCCCAUGGAGAUAAGAAUCUGGGGCGCCCCUCAGCCCCCCACCACCAGGCCUCAGAGCCACAACCCAUCUACCACAAAGUCACGCCGACCAUUACCAGUUUUGCUUUGCAUUUGUACAAGCAGCUGGCAGUGGGCAACCCAGGAAACAUCCUCUUCUCCCCCGUGAGCCUCUCCAGCACCUUGGCCCUGCUUUCUCUUGGGGCCCAAGUGGACAUCUCAACUCAGAUCCUGGAGGGCCUGGGCUUCAACCUCACAGAGACCUCAGCCGCGGACAUCCACCAAGGCUUCCAGAGCCUCCUGCACACCCUGGCCCUGCCCAGCCCCAAACUGGAACUUAAAGUGGGAAACUCCUUGUUCCUGGACAAGCAGCUCAAGCCCCAGAGGCGCUUUCUGGACAGCGCCAAGGAGCUGUACGGAGCGCUCGCCUUCUCCGCCAACUUCACAGAUUCUGCCGCCACAGGGAGGCAGAUCAACGCCUACGUGAGGAAGCAGACGUACGGGAGGGUCGCCCACUGCCUCCCGGAGCUCGGCCAAGACACGCUCAUGGUUCUCCUGAACUUCUUCUUCUUCAAAGCCAAGUGGAAGCAUCCCUUCGACCGCUACCAGACCCGGAAGCAGGACAGCUUUUUCAUGGAUGAGAAGACCUCGCUCCGUGUGCCCAUGAUGAAGCAGAAGGAGAUGCACAGGUUCCUCUAUGACCAGGAGGUGGCCUGCACCGUCCUCCAGAUAGAGUACAGCGGCACCGCCCUGCUGCUGCUGGUCCUCCCUGACCCUGGGAAAAUGCAGCAGGUGGAGGCCGCCAUGCAGCCUGAGACCCUGAGGAGGUGGAGCCGACUCUCACCGCCCAGUCUGUUGGAUUUGCACUUGCCAAGGUUUUCUAUUUCUGGAACGUAUAACCUGGAAGAGAUCCUUCCUCAGAUUGGCCUUACCAACAUAUUCAAUGUGGAAACUGGCCUGUCAGGAAUCAUGGGGCAGCUCAACAAAACUGUCUCCCAGGUGUCCCACAAGGCAGUGAUUGACAUGAAUGAGAAAGGAACGGAGGCAGGGGCCGCCUCCGGCCUCCUCUCCCAGCCCUCGCCUCUGAAUGUGACCUGGACACCACAUGCCCACUUCAGCAGGCCUUUCUUGCUGCUCCUUUGGGAGGUGACCACCCAGAGUCUACUCUUUCUGGGGAAAGUGGUCAACCCGGCUGCAGGGUGA